Messenger RNA from Blastomyces dermatitidis ER-3, 1939 nucleotides. RefSeq names its product cell cycle control protein. The transcript has a single exon. Gene Ontology annotation, cellular component: spliceosomal complex. Gene Ontology annotation, biological process: spliceosomal complex disassembly. Lineage: Eukaryota; Fungi; Ascomycota; Eurotiomycetes; Onygenales; Ajellomycetaceae. The coding region runs from base 95 to 1345 and encodes 416 amino acids. The record is from RefSeq and is a predicted model, not a curated record.
UUUAAAUAUACAACGUCUUAUUCAACUUUUUAGUUUGACAUACAUGCGCUGAUCAUUUGAGAAGCUAAGGCCUUGAAUCGCACCCGCAGCCAUCAUGGCACCGUCGGACGACCUAAAAUCGCAUGCUGCCUCUUCUUAUGACUUUUACGGGCUCCUAAGCCUAUCUCCCACCGCUGCGGACGCAGAGAUCCGUCGCGCAUAUCGGAGGACGGCAUUAAAAUAUCAUCCAGAUAAACUUACAAACCCUACACCCGCGGACAUCGAUAAAUUCCAUCUCCUGCAGAUCGCCUACGAUGUGCUCUCGGAUCCAUCCAUACGGCAACUCUACGAUAAUGCGCGAGAAGCACGGGAGAGGAAGAAGAGGGAGAGUGAGAUGCUAGAAGGGGUUAGGCGGAAGAUGAAAGAGGAUUUAGAAGCAAGAGAGCGCGGUGUAAAACGGACAUGGACUGGCGCUCCCGCUACCCAGGGGACGUUUGGUGUUGAUGAUGCAGAGGCGAAGCUGGAACAGGAACUAAGAAGGCUGGCAGAAGAUGGAAGGAGGAGGAGACGCGAGAAGGAAGAAUUAUUGAAGAAGGAGGUAUUGGAAGAGGAAGAAAGGCUGGAGAAGGAAAAGGAAGAGAGGGAGCGUGCAGCACAGAGCGAAAAUAAAGCCCAUCGGAAAAAUGGUGGCGGUACGUCGGUUCCUGAAAUUGAUCGAACGGUCAAAGUCCGCUGGCCCCGGGAAGGUGCUGGAUUGGAAUUUGACAAAGAUCGCCUUGAAUCACUCUUCUCCGUCUUCGGCAGGGUGGACAGUACUUUUACACUUAAAGACAAAAGGCAAAGGGUGGGCGAGAAGCGGGAAAAGAAAACUAUGGCGACCGGUGUUGUCGUUUUUGCCUCGAUCGUUGGCGCCCAUGCUGCAGUAGGAGAUUACAAAAAGCAAAAGGGCGACUAUUGGGAUAUAAUCGAAUCUGUAUUUUGGGCCUCGAACAAGGAACCUGACUUCGAAAAGCCAUCAUCACCCCCGCAUCAACACGAGGAGCAGACAACGUCAACACCUUCCACUCCAACCUCUACCGCCAAACCAAGGAAUAAAUUUAACUUCCCCGGACUUAACACGCCAUCAUCAACUCUCUCUAAGGAAGAACAUGGAUCGAAGCAUGUCCCAUCGUUUGCCUCUUUCUCAUCCGCUGGAUUGAAGACGCCAAAUGGUUCGCCGUCAGCACGACAUUUCGGACUUGGACCCAACAGUCCUAGUUUAGAAGAGCUCACUAUGAUUCGGUUAAAGAACGCUGAGAGAAAAAGGCUAGAAGAGCAAAUUAGGAAAGAGGAUGAAGGUGCCUCUGCAGCAGGAGGAAUCGCAUGAAGCUGGCGCGGUAAAUGAAUCAACGACAUAGCUGCGAAAGCGUCAGCCGAGCGAGUACAUAUUGCUGAGCUUGUGUAGAUAUUUUUUGAGCUAUAUGCUCUCUUAGAGAUACCCAUUUCAAAUAAAGAUGUUUCAUUCCGCUUCAUACAGACCAUUUCAGCGUACAAUUAUGAUAUUAAUCUGACAUUCUUACCCAAAAAUCGGGACAUAUUAUCAAAAUCAAACCCUUGGUCUUGUAACAGAGAUGAACUCCGCAGUGGGUAUCCCCUACACACACAAAUAGGUGUUCAUACCAAACACAUAUCGCUAUAAAUACAAUGAAUGCCAGGACACUUUACUCCUCUCGUUGCCGCUCAAUCUCUUUAAUCUUAGCAUCCAACUUCUCCAACUCUUCCGCAACCUCUUCGUCGCUCUUUUGCGGUGGCGGUGUUGGCUUCUUCACCCCUCCACUAACAAUAUAAUCCCUCGUCCAUGGCGGGACCAACGCUUUAACCUUCAAUUCUCCAGCCUUUUCAACUCCUGCUUCCGCAUCAGCCUCCCAUGAUAUCUUAAAUUCCUGGUCGGGGUUAUAUUGCGACGACUCUUCCGUAAAAA